AUGAGUGACUCCGGCGCGCCGGACGCUGCAGAGGCAGCCUCGGAGCUCAAGCGCAAGAGAGUGAGUUCCAUUGAAGAUGAAACCGAGGAGGAACAGCCUGACGCGGUGGAUGUCCCAUCGAAGAGCCCCUUCAAGGCGGCACGCGUCGAGUCAGCUGACUACAAGUCAAUUCGCUCAAAGUACCUCGACACCAUGGCCGAGGAGUCGGAGGAAGACGCCGCUGCGGCCGCCGACCGCGAGUCAGAUUCCGAGUCGGACUCCGACGAUGAGGCGGAGCUAGGCUCCGAAAUACCCGACGAGAUGAAGGGGUUCAUCGUCGACAAGGUCGACGAUGACGAGGUGUCCGUGGAGUCAGACGUCUCGGACGUCGAGUACGACCCGGACGUGUUGGACGACGACGAUCUGGCGCUCAUUGCCGAGAACACCGGCGCCAAGUUCGAGCAGGAGGAUGACGACUACGGGGCCAAGCAGCUGCGACGCCUGAAGAAGGGGUCGGCGGUCGCGAAGCGCCAGGAGGAGUACGACAACUGGCUGGAGGAUGAGUACAUCGAACAGGGCGACCUGGACCUGUCCGACAUCUGGGCGACGGUCGCCGAGUGCUUCGGCGACGUUGACCUUGUGGUACAGAUUCUGAAGAACGAGCGCACCGUGCAGCCCAGAGAAGAGGCCGCGGUGUCCGACUACGAGUCGGAGUAUGUGGAGCCGGCCACCCAGGAGGUGACUCUGGAGAGCCUAGCCGACCCGGACGAGUUGGCGAAGGAGUACAUGACCAAGCAGGACGAGGCCAUCCGCGAGCACGACGAACCCGAGCGCCUUUACAUACGCUACAGAAACCGACCCCGCCACACUGACGAUCGGGAGAUUAAGGACGAGGCACAGUGGAUCGCCCGCCGCCUGAUAAGCGAGUUCUCAGACGACCUGUCUGUGGAACGCGUGCGCAAGAUGUACGACCUCGUGUUCCGGGGCACAUACCCCUCUCCACAGAUCUCGCCGGAGGAGGACAUUCGUGAGAAGUGUGAGAUGGUCCUGGUGUGGCUGCUGAACGAGCGUUGGGAGGUGCCCUUCAUCCUCCACCACAAGCGCCACCUGAUUUGUCCGCCGCUCACGGACGAUAUCGUGUGGCGGGUGUACCACCUGGACGCCGAGUGGAUUAAGCUGAAAACAAUGGCGGAACGCAUCAAAGACAUUAUCGACCGCAUAGGCUACGAGGAGCUGCCGAACGACGUUUUGUACUACGCCCUCAACUUCAACACGCUGGAGGACCUGCAGGACGUCAACGGCCACCUGCGCUACCACCAUCGCAAGGCGAUGUACGAGGAGACUCCCGUCGAGGACCAGCCUCCGGAGAAACCGCUGCAGCCGGCCAUACCCGCAGAGGACCCCGUUCCCCUUGAGGACGGUAUCAUGGGUGAUGACAUAGAGGACGAGGACGACGUGUUUGGUGAUUUCGCCUUUGGCGGGCACACGCUCGAGACCACCGCGGACCCGCAGCAUUUCCGAUCGCCCAGUUCGGUGCCGAUUUCGCCCAUGUCCGCAAUGUCGUCGCCCUUGGACCGCAUGGACGACCCAGCGGAACCCGUGCACGGCGAUGCCGGGCCGAGGAUAUUGCCAGCCAAGAAAACGAGCAUCAUCCCCCCAGACUCGCCGGCAGAAGGCGACCCAUUUGAUGAAACGAACCAGGAAUUCGGCAGCGGCGACGAUGAGAACCACGACCUCAGUGGCCGUGUGGCCGAGAGGGGCGGCGGUGACAACGGCGACGUCGAUGACGAAGCCCAGCUGGAUGAUGACGACGACGACGAUGACACUGACCAUCACGCCGACAAUCGCGAGGGGCUGGACAUGUCAGCCGAUGAUAUGUCGGACGACGAAGAUGUGGACAUGGAUGUCGAUGGCAACCAGCGGUCUGACCACGCGCCUGCGCACAGCACUGACCUGCUGGAAAUGGACGACGACCACCUCAAGGACGACUACGAAGAGGAGGAUGAGCUCCCAGACCAUCGCAUAACUGAGAUUGCCACGUCGAUGAAGUCGCUUGAGGUCCAAACUACCACAAAACGACCCCACAUGAAGCAGCGCAGCGUCGACAUGCACCUGAUCGACACCAUCGAGAAAGGAGGCUUCCACGAGCUGUGGCGCGGCUACAUCGCCGACGCGCGACAGUUCGCCACGGUACUCGAGAAAUCGCUAACGCCCGGCUCCACGGAGCUGCGCAUACAGAUGGAUCAGGUGCGGGCGCAGUGGAAGGAGCUUGGCGCCGUUGGCAUGCUCGACGCGCCGUCCAUCAUCGAGGGGAGCGAGGAGCAGCAGGUGGAGGACAUGUGUGCGCAAUUCUGCAGGCCGCCCUACAGCGGCGGCAAGCGCCUGUACACGGCGCUGGUGAGUUACCACACGAAGAUGCUGGCACACGACAUCACCAUACGCCGCUUGCUGCGUGAAUACUAUCGCAACUACUGCAGCAUCACCUGCACCACCACCACCAAGGGUGAGGCGGAAGUGGACGUGGCGGACGCCUCGUGGCCUGCCAGGCGGCUCUAUCGGAUGCCGCUGCGCGAGUUGACCACGUACCGGCAGGUGCACUACUCGUACCCCACUUCCGCGACGACGCGUGAGGAGCGGUACCGCAUCCUGGACUCCCAUCGCCGCGGCACGGCCUUGGCGGAGAUGUACCUCCAGAUCGUGCAGCUGGAGAAGGAGGGCGCAAUCAAGUGCACCAUCCACCCGAUAUGCGCGCAGGAGGUGCCCGCGUGGAAGGCGGACGGGUUCGGCGACCGCUUCGCGGAGUGGUACGAGCGUUACAAGGUGGUGACGUACAGCGGCAACCAGCUGGUCAGCGAGAGUUACCGCACCCGCAUGGGCGAGCAGAAGGCCAUCCUGGAGAAGGAGGAGAUGCUCCUGAAAGACGCCGAGGAGCGCGAUAAGCAGUGGCGCCGCCAACUGCUGGACCAGCUGGUCAUGGCCUACUGCCCGUCAAACGUACCCACUUACAGCAUAUGGCGCCACAUACAGAAGGAGAUUUUGAGUCGCCUGAUCAACGUGGAGUUGAUCCCCAAGUUCCGCAUGGAGAUACGCGAGGAGCUCUGGCGCAACGCGCAGUCCUUCGUUCUGCUGCACUGCCAGCGCAUGCUGCAGUACAAGCUGGACGUGAACCCGUCGCCCAGCGAAACGGUGCUGGCGCUGGCGGUGGAUGCAGAGCCGCAGCGCGUCUACGCAACCGUAGUGAACGAGUUUGGCGACAUGAAGGACUACAAGAGGCUGGACCGGUUAAUCGCUCACCCAAUAAUGCCCCGUAAUGCGACCCCCUCCAACCCCCUUUUCAAGGAGGUGAUGGAGGAUAUAGACGUCCUGUGCGACAUGGUGGCCAACUUCCGCAUCUCGGUGGUGCUGGUUGCGAUGUCCAACACGGGCGCUGUCACGCUGUACAACCGAUUAGAGACGUACAUGGUCCCUAACAUCAAAGUCCCGCUGACAAUCAAGAAGCUGGACGUGGAGGUGCCGCGUCUACGCGUCAGCAUGCUGCCAAGGGCCAGCGUGAACGAUUUGUGCCUGUCGAUGGCGCGCUGGUACAUCGACCCCGUCGCCGAGACGCUGAACCUGUGGAGCCAGAACAGCACCAACCUGCUUCUCAAGCUGAACCUACAUCCGUUCCAGCACGUCAUCAGCCAGGAGAAGCUCCAGGAGUACCUGGAGUGCACGUUGGUCCACAUGGUCUGCCAUUUCGGAGUGGACAUCAACCGUGUGAAGAAUUCGAAGCAUCUGGAGGCGACCCUGCAGUUCGUCGCUGGUUUGGGCCCACGCAAGACCAUGGACGUGCUGCGCUUGCUUAAGAUCGCCGCCAUUGGAACCCGCAGCCAGCUACGCAUGGGCCAAGCGGCCAUCCGCGGUUUGGGCGAGCUUGUGUUCUACAACUGCGCCUCCUUCAUCAAGAUCAGCUCCAACGAGGCCAUGGACAUCCUGGACACCACGCGUUUGCAUCCCGUGGAGUGCUACUACACGGCCGAGAAGCUGUGCACGGACUCGCUCGACUAUGACCUCGGCGGCGAGGAGGCCAUCCAGGAAAUUUUCAACAACCCCAAGAGGCUGGACGACCUGGACUUGGAGGCGUACAGCAGCCUCCUCAUGGAGAAGCGCAGCAUGCCCCGCAUGCUGCCAUACUUAUUGUUCGUGAAGCACGAGCUACAGUCACCUUUCCACGACUACCGCGCUGAUCUGCAGGAGUUGCGCGAAGAGGAGGAGUUUUGCCUCGCGCUGCAGAUCGACCACCUCCUGCUACGUCGCGGCGCCCAUGUGAUGUGCCGCCUCGAGGAGGUGUACGAACACACGAUACGCGCCUGCGUGCUGCCGCUGGAGCUCAAGGCGCACGUGGUGGACUACCGGAAUUUCCGCGAUGACGUCUACCGCAUAUCCAAGGAACAAAACCGCACCAUCCAGUUGCGCGGCAUUUGCAUCAGUGCGCGCGUUUCCAACGUGGAGUACGCGCCGAACUUCGAAAAUGGGCGCUGCGCGUACCGCGUGGAGGUGGCGCUGACCGGUCAGCAGCGGCGCUACCUUCUGCUUGACCUCUUCGACGAUGUGAAGCGCGUGCUGGGCAUCCGCGAGGACCACCUGUCGCCCCUGGUCCACUUCGACGUCAACUAUUCCAAAAAGCCGAUGCUGAACGAGCACUCCGAGAAGCACAAGAUCCACUACCGCCGUGUGAUCCGGCACCCCAGUUACCGCAUGUGGCCGCUGAACAAGAUCGUCGCCUUCCUGAAGCAGCCUGAGAUCGGCAUCGGCGAGUGCUGCAUAUGCCCGAUGAGCGAGUGGGACCGUUUGAACCUGGUGAUAAAGACAUGCGCCGAGCCCUUCAACUGCGCGACCUUCGUCAUCCACGAGCGUAACCAGAGGGUGCCCGGCGAGCUGGGCAAGGAGCUGAUACUGCUGAACCAGACCUACACGUCAAUUGACCAGAUUAUCGCGCAGUUCUGCGAGACACUGAAGCUCAACUUGGAAGAAAUCUAUAUGCACCCCAAGUUCAAGCACUCCACCGACAUCAGCAAGGCGGAGCGCGACCUCAUCCAGGAGAGCGCCAUGCGCCCUGAUGGCAUCGCAUGGGCGAUUUUGCCCCCCCACCCGAUGCAGCACAGGGGCUCUCAGGUGCGCUACAACCCGCUGAGGUUCACGCUGCUGGUGAUGCCGCCGAGCAUGGAGCUCACCCAGGGCGCGCGCAGCCUGCAGGACUCCAUCUACGUGGACCACCGCAGCUUCAAGCUAUGGACGCACCACGAGAAGUCGCUCGCGUCGCUGAUCAAGUGGUGGAAGCAGGUGGGGUACUGGAAUCGCAACCGCCAUCGUGAGCUGUACAACCAGGAGAAAGCUGCCCUGAUGCGGCAGGGGGCGGCGCCGCAGAUGCGCCACUAA
This is a messenger RNA of Babesia bigemina, 5397 nucleotides long. Its product is annotated as SUPPRESSOR OF TY 6 (SPT6)-RELATED protein, putative. Gene Ontology annotation, cellular component: transcription elongation factor complex. Lineage: Eukaryota; Apicomplexa; Aconoidasida; Piroplasmida; Babesiidae. The transcript has a single exon. Gene Ontology annotation, molecular function: histone binding; nucleosome binding; DNA binding. The record is from RefSeq and is a predicted model, not a curated record. Bases 1 to 5397 code for a protein of 1798 amino acids. Gene Ontology annotation, biological process: positive regulation of transcription elongation by RNA polymerase II; mRNA transcription by RNA polymerase II; transcription elongation by RNA polymerase II.